AUGACCUGGGCACAGAGCUGGCAUUUGUUGGCACCCCACAUUCUUGGCACGGCCGCGGAAGAAGAAUUCAAAUUCGAGCCACGACAGAGGAGCCACGACAGAGCGCGCCGCGCGGACUCGCGCCGACUAUCGCGCACCGACCGCCCUCGACCAUCGCGACGUAGGCUGGACAUGCUGGCCGCGGCGCAGAACGCCAUCCAGACGAGCGCGCAGAAGAAGAAACGGGACGAGCUGAUGUUCUCGCCGGGCAGGAAGAAGACCGGCGGCGGCGUCGACGCCGCCGCGACCGCUCGGGCGAAUCGAAAGAUCCCCGCGCCGGUGCGCGAUUGGCCCAACCUCUUUCCGCGCGAGUCCCCAGGCGCGAACGCCAUGCUGCGCACCCCUCCCGCGGCGACCCCGCGCGCGGACCGCGACACCUUCGCCGCGCGCACCGUCGGAGGCACCAUCGCGCUCGCGGGCGCGCAGCGAAAGCCCCGCGCGCCUCCGAGCGGCACCGUCACGGGCACGCCGGUCGGCAGGAGACGCGACGACGCGAACGACGAGAACGUCACCCCCGCGGGGCAUCCCGGGUCGACCCGACCCGCCGGCGCGACGCGAACCCCGCUGGGCGGCGCGUCCACCAUCCAGCGCGCCGCCGCGCCGCCCGCGAUCCUCCGCGACCCUCGCGGCGGCGCGGCGACGAAGCCCGUCGCGCGUCACCCGCAGACGGUGGCGCGGCGCAUGUCCUUCGACGGCGCCGGCGACGAUCGGCGAGACGACUCGCUCCUUCCUCCGGCGAAAAAGUUGCGGGUGACCGUGGCGGCCCUGGAGGGACUCGAAGACGACGGGGACGACGCCUCGAGGCAGCCCCCCAGCACCCACAGGUCCGCGACGACGACCGACGGGCCCGCCAAGUGCUGGCUGCCGCGGCCCAAGCCCGGGGCGGGCCCCCCCCAUCCGUUCAGGGACGCCGCCGACGACGACGACGACGUCGCGCCCCCCGCGCUCGAGAGGCCGCCGGCCAACCCCUUCGGCAACCCCUUCGCCGCGGCCAAGGCCAAAGCCGCGUCCGCGGUCGCCAGGGCGGACGCCGAACGCGCCGCGGCGAUCGCCGCUCGUCCGGUGCCUCGCACCCCGGGUCUGCGGAAUUUGGGCAACACGUGUUACCUCAACGCCGCGCUCCAGGUGCUCUGCGGGUUGGAGGAGUUCGCGCGCGCGGCGGAGGCGAAGCCGCUGGCGGACGGGGGGUUCGACGACGGGUCCGUGUACAGCGCCGUGCGCGGGCUGGUGGCGGCGAGGAGGGCGUCGCACGAGCGCGCCAUCAUGCGAGCGGCGGCGGCGGCGGCGGCGGAGUCGACGCCCGCGACCUCGUCCCUCCCCGCGCCGCGGGGUCCCUCCGCGGUUCUCUCCCCGGCGGAGGUGAAGACCGCGGUGCAGCGCAGGCACGCGCACUACGCGGGUAACCGGCAGCACGACGCGCACGAGUUUUUGUGCGAGUGCCUGGACGCGUUGGAGGAGGAGGUGACAGCGGCGUACGCGGACGGUCGGCUCGAGGCUCCGGAACCGAAGAGCGUGGUGCCGCUGCACGCAACCCUGUGCCCCACGCGCAGGAACUUCACCACGGCGGUCGCCGCGACGCUGACGUGCGAGUCGUGCGGGGACGCGUGCGUGCGGCACGAGACCUUCCGACACCUCUCCGUCGAGCUUCCGGAGAGUUCCGGCGCCGACGGGUCCGCCGACGUCGAGCUCGCGUCGUUGCUCGACGGGUUUUUCACCCCCGAGACGCUGGAGCGUAAGUGCGAGAGGGACGGGUGCGACGGCACGUCCGCGACGCUCGUUCGGCGCAUCGUGAGGCUGCCCAGGGUGCUCGUGGUGCACCUCAAGCGGUUCAGGUACGUGCGGACGACCGGGGGAACCAAGGCGGCGGCUCGCGGCGGCGGGGAUGACGAAAACGCGAGGAGCGACGGAAACGGAAACGCCCCGACGCAAGCGGAGCCCGCCCCGGCCCCGGCGCCGUUCGCGAUGCGAAUGGUCAAGGUGACGCGUCCGGUGAAGCUUCCCACGAGGCUCACCCUCGAACCGUUCGUCGGGGAGGACGCCUCGGCCCUGCGCGGUCCCCCGCCCCGGUCGAACCAUCCCGUCGCCGCCGAGGUCGUUCGCCCCGUCGACUCGGCGCCCGCCGACGCCACCGCCGUCGUCCCCGCGGGCAAGGCUCGAUCGAAAACGCUCCAACAAAACGGUUUGUUGGACGAGAACGACGACAAGACGACGACGCCCGCGGUGCCCCGCCGCCUGAACCUGAACCUGGACCUCCACGAGGACGACUCCAAGGGUGCGCAGGGGUCGUCGAAUCCGACCCCGCGCGGACACCCCGACUCGAACGACGGCGGCGGUUUUACCCCCGUCGACGGAGGCGUCGCCGCCGCGGAGACCACGCCGGAGCCGCGGGGCGCGCGCGACGAGGCCACCGCGGCGGUUCACGUCUACCCCGACGACGCUUCACCUUCCGGCCCGGACGCCAAGCGCCAGGCGGGCGCGUACGAGCUCCGCGGGGUCGUCUCGCACGUCGGGUCGAGCCUGGAGUUUGGUCACUACGUCGCGCACGUUUUUGGACCGAGGCGGGACGGCGGCGUCGGGUGGACCACGUUCGACGACGAGGCGGUGGACGAGGUGGAGGAGGGGAGGGUGCUGAGGGACAGGACCGGGUGCUACGUCGCGGUGUACGCCCUCGGAGAUUGA
Molecule: messenger RNA, 2718 nt
Organism: Micromonas commoda
Lineage: Eukaryota; Viridiplantae; Chlorophyta; Mamiellophyceae; Mamiellales; Mamiellaceae
Exons: 2
Coding region: 1-2718 (905 amino acids)
Biological process (GO): protein deubiquitination
Cellular component (GO): nucleus; cytosol
Molecular function (GO): cysteine-type endopeptidase activity; cysteine-type deubiquitinase activity
Source: RefSeq, a predicted model, not a curated record